AUGGCUGUGCAGGUGGUGCCACAUCCGGAAUUCCGUCCGGAAAAUUCUCGGUCACAUGACCUGAUGCUGCUCCGGGUGGAUCCUCCGUUCGUCCUUUCCCCAUUGGUGGAACCUUUGCCCCUCCCACUUGGCCCCGCCCAGUCUGGAGCUCUCUGCACCGUGAUGGGAUGGGGAACCACCACCAGCCCCACUGGUUAG
Acanthisitta chloris (rifleman) is the source of this 198-nucleotide messenger RNA. Its product is annotated as snake venom serine proteinase 14-like. The coding region runs from base 1 to 198 and encodes 65 amino acids. NCBI's taxonomy places the organism in Eukaryota, Metazoa, Chordata, Aves, Passeriformes, Acanthisittidae. Gene Ontology annotation, molecular function: serine-type endopeptidase activity. Gene Ontology annotation, biological process: proteolysis. The transcript has a single exon. The record is from RefSeq and is a predicted model, not a curated record.